Messenger RNA from Doryrhamphus excisus (bluestripe pipefish), 707 nucleotides. Lineage: Eukaryota; Metazoa; Chordata; Actinopteri; Syngnathiformes; Syngnathidae. The record is from RefSeq and is a predicted model, not a curated record.
GAUAACAUACGUUUUAAUGAAACUUGUGGCGAAUUUUAAGUUUGUAAAGUGAAAAUUAACAUCUUUUACCAAACAAAUGUCAUAAUUACAAAUUAAAAUAUUGGCUUGAGUAAAAUAAUCCCAGUUGGUAUUCACGUCCAUGGCGUGUACACAACCACAAAAGUCUUAAAACAGUGAUGGUCUGGAGUUAUGGUACCCAGACCUGCACAAACCGUAAGCAGGAGCCUGAUUGUAGGACGAUUCGCACAGAUUGGGGAGCUCCACUUGUUGAACUAACUACAACCAAUGAGACAAAGAAGUAUGUUCUGGUGAUGGUUGAUCCCCAUGCCCCAAGUCCGUCUAACCCGACAUACACACCUGGAGGCACUGGCUGGUCACAAACAUUGAGACAGCAGCCCCCAUAUGGUAGCCAAAAACAAUUUCCCGAAGGCCAGGGAAACCAUGGCUUCACUGUGAGAACAAAGAACCACUGAGUGGUGCCUGGCUGUGUAGAUUGGUGCAGGUAGAGGAGCACAUUGGAGCCCGGCUAAUGAUGAGAGUGUCUGCCCUCUCUCUUCGAGCAGACGCAAGCUGCUGCUUCACGCUCGCUCACGCUACUCAUACGCCCAGGGAAACAGAUUUCCAAACAUAUGCACUGUUUUUAAUCCAGUUGAGCACUUCAUUUUUUCAGCAAACACAAAUAACCUUACGGGACAUCCAUAUAUUAU